Messenger RNA from Rodentolepis nana, 1293 nucleotides. The record is from the annotation of a GenBank genome assembly. NCBI's taxonomy places the organism in Eukaryota, Metazoa, Platyhelminthes, Cestoda, Cyclophyllidea, Hymenolepididae.
AUGACAAAUACAACCAAUCCAAAUGGUGAAAGUGGAACUAUUGGAUACAAGCGUGACACUAAAUGCAGGAUCUUCGUAAACAGAAGUCUUCGUCUGGAUUCUAUCCGUUUCUUUGGUUUUGAUAUGGAUUAUACACUUGCUCAAUACAAAUCUCCCGAUUAUGAGGAACUGGCUUUUCAAAUUUGCCGUGAUCGUCUGGUUGCAAUCGGAUAUCCCCGAGAAUUGCUUUCUUUUAAUUAUGAGGCUUCAUUUCCCAUUCGAGGUCUUUGGUUUGACACCCGUUAUGGAACGUUUUUAAAACUGGAUCAAUUUGGAAACGUAUUGGUUUGUCUUCGGGGAUUUAACAUAAUUACUGCAGAAGAACUAACAAAACUGUACCCUAAUAAGUUUUUGAAAUACGAUGAAUCAAGAAUUGUCAUUAUGAACACACUAUUCGAUCUUCCAAAAAUCUAUCUUCUAUCUUGUGUCAUUCAUAUGUUUCAUAAUGAUGAUAAAUACUUGAAAACGGAGAACGGAAUUCAACUUGAUUCAAUCUAUAUGUCUUAUCAUUCUAUUUUCGACGACGUUGAUUCGGUUCUUGAUUGGAUGCAUCAAGGUGAAAUUCGUCCAUGGACAUCUUACUUUGACUUCAUUCUUACUGAUGCCAAGAAACCUCUCUUUUUCGACGAAGGUACGAUCCUUCGAGCUGUGGAUGAAAAUACGGGGCGUCUGUCAAUUGGUCAUCAUGUUGGUCCCCUUCAAACUGGCAAGAUUUAUUCUGGGGGUUCCUGUGAAGUCUUCACUAAAUUAAUCGGUGCCCGAGGCAAGGAUGUUCUCUACACCGGGGACCACAUUUUCGGAGACAUUUUGCGCUCCAAGAAGAAGGUGGGUUGGCGCACCUUCUUAGUUGUUCCAGAACUCACCAAUGAGAUUUACGUGUGGAAGAAGAAAAAGGAUCUCUUCGAUCAACUUCAAUAUCUCGACCACAAACUUGCCGAUGCUUACAAUUAUUGGAAAGUUGCUCAAGAAAUGGAACGAUCUUAUGGUCUUUUGGGAAGCAUCUUCCGAUCUGGUUCCCGACACACCUUCUUCUCAUCACAGGCACUGCGCUACGCUGAUAUCUACUCCUUCAGCUGUUUCAAUCUUCUCCAUUACCCACUGUGCUAUAUGUUUCGGGCACCCACUAUGUACAUGCCACAUGAAUCCACUGUGUCUCACGAGGAUUCUCACGUCGGUUCAUUUGCCGACCUCGAGCAUGUUCCUUGCAGUCUCCGACGUCGCUCCUAUGCAAGUAACGGAACACAUUCAGGUUAG